GGCUACAUCAUCAAGAAGCUGAAGCUGGGAGCGCGUGAGUCAGCCAAGCUGGCCAUGAUCUGCAGCGGGGUGUCUCUGCUCUGCUUCUCCACGCUCUUCAUCGUGGGCUGCGAGAGCAUCAACCUCGGGGGGAUCAACAUCCCCUACACCACCGGACCUACCCUCACCAUGACGCAGAGGAACCUGACCGGAGGCUGCAACGUGAACUGUGGGUGUAAAAUCCACGAGUACGCUCCGGUCUGCGGUUCUGACGGCAUCACGUACUUUAACCCCUGCCUGGCCGGCUGCAGCAGCGUGGCCAACGACAGCAACGGGAUCCGUAACUACUCGGAGUGCGCCUGCGUCCAGAGCAGGCAGGUCAUCACGCCGCCGUCUGGCAGCCAGGGCAGCAACCAGCUGCAGCUCGUCAUCGUCAAGACCUACCUGAACGAGAACGGCUACGCCGUGUCGGGGAAGUGCGACCGCACCUGCAACACCCUCAUCCCGUUCCUCAUCUUCCUCUUCAUCGUCACGCUCAUCACUGCCUGCGCGCAGCCCUCCGCCAUCAUCGUCACCCUCAGGUCUGUUGCAGAGCAGGAGAGGCCGUUUGCUCUGGGAAUGCAAUUUGUUCUCCUCAGGACCCUCGCCUACAUCCCGACGCCCAUUUACUUCGGCGCCGUCAUCGACACCACCUGCAUGCUGUGGCAGCAGGACUGCGGCGUCCACGGCUCCUGCUGGGAGUACGACGUCACCUCGCUGCGCUUCGUCUACUUCGGCCUGGCCGCCAGCCUCAAGUUCCUGGGCUUCCUCUUCAUCUUCCUCACCUGGUACUCCAUCAAGUACAAGGAGGAGCGGGUGGAGCGCUGGCUCAGGCGCCACCUGUCGCCCGCCGACACCGUGGGCAGCCUCGUCUGCCACCCGGGGGGCCACAAGGGCCACGCCCGCACCCGCUCCUGCCCCGUCAACAUCCCCCGGAGCGACCCCGGCGCGCCGCUGCCCGCCAGCGCCCUCAACCGCGGCGUCAGCACCCAGAGCUGCCCCGGCAACGAGCUGAAAGCAGUAGCUCCUCCUCCUCCGGUGGAUUCACCUGCGGCCACGCCGGCCCCCACCCCGGCCCGCUCACUGGAACACGUUUCAGUGCGAGUUUGAGGAUGUGACGAGGCUAACCGCUAACAGCUAGUCAUUAGGCUUUGUUUGGACCGGGUCAGAACCUGCAGCUGGAGGCUCAUACUGAUUUAAGUUGGACUCGUUGUGAGAACCAAGAGGCUGCAGAGGUUUUCCUGUGAAAACAGAAAAAAAAGUUGCUAAAGUGUUUUUUUUUUUUUUUUUUUU
Austrofundulus limnaeus is the source of this 1311-nucleotide messenger RNA. Its product is annotated as solute carrier organic anion transporter family member 5A1. The record is from RefSeq and is a predicted model, not a curated record. Gene Ontology annotation, molecular function: protein binding. Gene Ontology annotation, cellular component: basolateral plasma membrane. Lineage: Eukaryota; Metazoa; Chordata; Actinopteri; Cyprinodontiformes; Rivulidae. Gene Ontology annotation, biological process: transmembrane transport; sodium-independent organic anion transport.